This is a messenger RNA of Triticum turgidum subsp. durum (durum wheat), 666 nucleotides long. The record is from the annotation of a GenBank genome assembly. Lineage: Eukaryota; Viridiplantae; Streptophyta; Magnoliopsida; Poales; Poaceae.
AUGCACAUCUAUGUUAAGAACCCGACUGGCAGGACGAUCUGCCUCAAGGUCCAUGCAUCGGACACCUUGUACAGCGUCAAGGCCAAGAUCCAAGAGCAGUACAGCCUCGUAUUCAACGGGGAGAAGCUACAGGACAACCUCACGCUGGCCGAUUAUGACAUCAAGCAUGAAUCCAGGAUAGACCUCCAGGAGAAGAUGCAGAUCUUUGUGAGGGAGACACAGACGGGUAGGACCAUCCCUCUCGAGGUCGACAGCCUCGACACCAUAGGCACCGUCAAGACAAAGAUCCACUACAUGGAGGGCUUCCCCACAAACCUGCAGUGCCUCAUCUUUAAAGGCAAGCAGCUCGAGGACGAUGAGCGCACGUUGGCCGAGCACAAUAUACACAAGGAUUCCACGAUCCUUCUCGUCCUCCACCCACGCCCCAGAGGUGGGAUGAUCAUCUUCGUGAAGAUGUUGAUAGGGAAGACCCUCACUUUCGAGGUUGAGAGCUCAGACACUGUCGAGAGUGUCAAGGUGAAGAUGUACCAGAAGGAAGGUAUUCCUCCGAUACAAACACGCCUCAUCUUCGCCGGCAAAGAGCUGGACGACAAGCGCACCCUGGCGGAGUACAAGAUUCAGAAGGAGGAUACCCUUCAUCAUCUGCUCUGCCUUUGUGGUUGUUGA